Molecule: messenger RNA, 31376 nt
Organism: Pelobates cultripes (western spadefoot toad)
Lineage: Eukaryota; Metazoa; Chordata; Amphibia; Anura; Pelobatidae
Source: the annotation of a GenBank genome assembly
CCCGCCUGCUGAUCACGUGGUAACGAUUUGACGGACAAGCCUAUUGGCCAAUGAGGUUUUUCCCCCGCCCAAUCAGCUCUGUUUCGGCUAAUCGAGAAGCGGAGAGAGGGGAUGCAAACGGCGUAACGGAGUCCGGGCGGGAUUAACGUGGUCAGCUUCCGGCCCCGGUAAGGCGAUUCUCCUUGCGGUGUGGUGAGCGCCCAUCCGUUGUGUAGAUGGAUUCCAUGCACUGCCAGCGCGCGGGGUAUCGCGGAAUGAUUGCACUCCAAACAGUUAGCGGAUGGGAUGAGCGUAAAGGAUGCCGGGAAGCUGGGACGUGACGUCAAUCAGAGGCGACGGGGUGUCGCCGUAGCGCCCACCUUCGUUGCCAUGGCAACCCAUGGAGCGUCAUUCUUUAAUCCAAUCACUGCUAACCUUCGGUUACUGUGUCUACAACACCCGGGCAUGUCCUAUAUCCCCCCCCUCCCCAAAUAGUUCCAGGCUCCUAACAUUUUGCAGGACCCUUGCCAAAGUUCUUUUACUUUUAAAGGGAUAGUUUAGUCACCUCAAGGUACCAUAACAACUUCAUCUAAAUUAGAUUAUUAUGGUGCCAGGAGGCCCCCAGGGGUUUAACCCCAAAGGUGCCCCCAGAGAGGCUCUCCACCCCUCCCCAGGUGGCAUUCGGCUUCUGAAAUUUCAGUUUCAGGAGGCGCGGAGUGCUGCUGUGCCGUCUCGCUGCUGAUUGGGUAAGAGUGGGUUUUGUGAAUGGGGAGUCAGUGAUUGGCAGAGAGCAUCUGCCGAGCCAGUCAGGGGCACUUCUGCCAGGCAGCACCGAGGCCUGCACUAACACCCAAAGUGAAAAAAAAAUAUGGGUUGCAUUCUGUGUGUAAGGAGCUGUAGUUGUAUUGAAGGACAAGCUUGCAGUGCUGGAUACAGAGAGCUAGUCUCUGUAUUCAUUAUUCAGAGGCUUGCAGUGUCGCUGCUCCCUGUGCCACUGUGUUGUGUGCUCUCCGACUAUACUUAUGGCAUAAUUUGCAAACUAAAUUAAUUUGCAAUAAACAUAUCUAAUUAGCAAUUAUGCUAAUCAUUUAUACACCACUGCGGGGUAUGAUUACAUAGCCUUUCAGUCGUGUAUACAUUACUGCCGGUGUGUGUAUUUCUGAGUGUGUCUGGCAUUGUCUACAUGUGUAUGUGCCUGAAAGUGUGUGUCUGACAGAGUUUUCUUGUGUGUGAAUGUAUGUCUUUAUGAGUAUGUGUGUGGGCUAGCUGCUUGCGGUGUUUAUGGGGGCUGCCUGUGACCUUUGUGCAUGUGUGUAUGAUGAAUCCUUCCGUUUGUGACUUUGACCAGGUGAGUAAAGGGGUAACUGUGGCAGGGUUAAUGUGAUAGGGUGAGGGAGGUAAAUGAGACCGGGUUGGGGGUGUGGGGGGAGAGGGUGAGUGUAAAAGAAUGAGGGAGGAUGAGAAUGGUAGGGGGACGAUUGUGACAUGGUUGGAGGAGGGAGUGCAUGGGGAAGUAAGUGUGACAGGAUUAGAGGAAGUUAAUGUGACAGGCUGCAUGUGGCAUGGUUGGGGGUGAAUGUGCCAUGUUUGGAGGAGGAAGUGUAACAGAAUGAGGGAAGGUGAGUGUGGCAAGAUUUUAGGGGGUUAAUGUGGCAGGAUUAGAUUAAUGUGGAAGGGAGAGUGUGACAGGGCUUCGGGUGAGUGUGGCACAGUUGGAGGACAGGAUUGGAGGGGCUUAUGUGAGUGUGGCAGGGUGAAGGGGGUGAGUGGGUCAGACUGAUAGAGGAUGAGUGUGACAGGAUUGGGGGUUAAUGUGAUAGGGUAAUUGUGGUAAAGCAAGGGCAGGUUAGUUUGGUAUGGUUGGAGGGGUCAUCCCACAGCCAGUAAGGUGGGUUGUGACAGGGUGGGGGGCUGGGACAAUAUGUGUUGGUGGCUGUGACAUGGUAUGGGGGCUUGAGGGGCUGUGCCAGGGUGGGGGUUGGAGUGGCUGUGACUUUGUAGGGGUAUGGAGGGACAGUGACAGAGGGUAGGGGGGGGGGGGUUGUGACAGGGGGUAGGGGAUGGAGGUUCUGUGACAGGGGUUAGGGGGUGAGGGGCUGUGACAGGGGGUAGGGGGGGGGGCUGACGGGGUAGUAAACGGUGGGGGAUGGAGGGGCAGAAACACAGGGUAAGGGGUGGAGGGGCAGUGACAGGGGGUAGGGGAUAGUAACAUGGGGGUGGAGGGGCAGUGAUGGGGUAAGGGAUGGAUGGGCAAUAACAGGAGGUGGGGGGUGGAGGGGCAGCACCAGGGAGUAAGGGGUUGGAGGGGCAGUAACGGGUAAGGGGUAGUAACAGGGGAUAGGUGGAUGAAGGGCAGUGACAGGGAGUAGGGGGCUGGGUUAAGGGGGGUACUACAGUGGGUGGGGUGAUGGAGGGGCAGUGAUAGGGGUGGAGGGAUAGUAACAGGGGGCCAGGGGGUGGAGGGGUAGUAACAGGGGUUAGGGGGGGUGGAGGGGCAGUGACGGGGUGGAGGGGUAGUAACAGGGGUUAGGGAGGUGGAGUGGCAGUGACAGGGGAUGGGGGGUGGAGAGACAGUGACAGGGGGUUGGGGGGUGGAAGAGCUGUAACAAGUGGAGGGGGGUUUAUAAAUUCCUUCCCUGGUGGUCCUGUGGGCGCCCUCUCUCCCCGGUGGUCCGGCUCUCUGGUCUGCAGCUCUGCCGGGAGUGAGCUGCAGACCACUUGGUAAAUCUUGCGAUCUCCAGUUAGAGCGUUGCCGUGGUAACCCGCAGCAACGGUCUGACAGGCAGGAGAUUGCGAGACACUUCAGUCUGCAGCUCACUCCCAGAGAAUAUCUCACAGAAAAAAACAAGUAAAAGUAUGGCGCUAAAAUAAAUAAUUCACCUCAUAAUAAAAAAGCUGCACCAUACAAUUACAUUUUUUUAAAACACAUAUAUUAACAUAACAAACCAGGAAAUAUAUACCACACCGAAAACAAGGUGACAGUAUAAAUUAAAGGGGUAGCAAACCAAUGUAAUAAAACAUACAACCUGUAUGUAAUAGAACAAGUCUUGAGAAAUCUACAAAUAUGAAAAAUCAUACAGUGGUGAAGUAUGUACAAAGCACCAAGCUCAAUCCCGAAGGUAGAGAACUUACAAACAGUAUUGUCGAUCUGUGCUUAUCUCCCUCUUAAAGGGUAUCUCAGAACAGCAAAGGAACUUCUUUUCAAGGAGGGCUUGUAGAUGUAGAUCAGAAUAUAUACAAAGACUCCAAUCCUCAAAGGAGAAAAAUAUAUAGAGCAGUAUUGUCAGCCAAAAUACAUUUAUUAAUACUGGUUACACUUACAUAAAAACUGUGUUAAAUCAGCAUAUCUCCACUCAAACGGUGGUACCAUGAGGAGGGAGGUCCAGCUUCAAUAAGUAAAACAAUAAAAGAGAUGAUAAUAACAACAAAAAUAAAAAAGGAGAAAAACUAUGAACUAAAUGUCCCAAAAGAUAAAUCCAACGCGUUUCGUCCUGUUGACUUCCUCAGGGAUAUGAAAAAAACAAGAGACAAGUUCUUUUUAUAUGUCCCAAUGAAUUGUUUUCAAAAUUUGCCGCCCCUAGUGUCUUAUUUCCGGGUUCCGUCCAUGUCGCCUCUGAUUGGAUAUGCGUGCUGACGGCUACGUUCGCGGGUGUAGAUGUCGAUCAUUUCCGCGUUUCACAGACGCACCUCACAGAAAUCAUAAGGGGUGUGUAUUUUAGAAGGACUUCCGCGUUCCACACUGGAACGCACCUCAAUCCCCUAUAGUGGGAAAACAGAGCAUCCAGAGUGGGAAGGGGGAGAGCUCGUUACCAUGAAACCAAAUACAAAAUAAACUAAAAAAUACAGUAAUAAAACAUAUUAAAUACAAUAAACAAUAGAAGCAUAUAUAUAAAAAUUAAUAUAUGAAACAUAUAUAUACAAAAUAUAUAAAAACAUAUAUAUAAAAAAGGCAUGUAUGCUUUGUAAAAGUGCAAAAUACUGACAAUAUUAUACAAAUAUCAGAAGAUGAAUAUAACCGGCACAGGUAUAAUCUAAAUAUGCUGUAAAAUACAACCCAAAAAUAUUCCAAAGAAUACAUAUUCCCAAAAAGAAUUCCAAAAAGUUAAAUAAUCUAAUUAAAGGAGUCCUGUUAAAUCGAUGUCUUGGUUUAAAACUGUCCCUAGAGUUUUUCGAGUAUAAAUCCAAAAAGCUUCUUUUUUAGCUAGGUCAUUGAUUUUAUUUCCCCCUCUCCAAUUUGUGGUAACCUGGUCUUUACCAAUAGCAAUGAAAGUAGACCAAUUGAACAUACUACAAGUAUUGCAAUGAUUGGGGACACUAUGUUCCACUUUACGUGUCCUGAUAUUGUUAAAAUGUUCUCGAAGUCUAAUAUGCAGUUUUCUGGUAGUUCUUCCUAUAUACUGCGCACCACAUCCGCAUUGCAGCAAAUAAAUUACAUAUGUCGAUGUGCAGUGUAUGAAUUUCUUUAUAUUAUAUGUCUGGUUAGUAUUAGACCCUGUAAACGACAUUGUUUUUCUUUUUUGGUAGAUACAAGUGGAGCAGGUCCCACAUUUAUGAAAACCUGUGUUUUUUUGUAAUUGUAAAAAGUUCAUUUGUGGACUCUUUAUCUGUUUGGGUAAAAGGCUAGGUGCUAAUUGAUUUUUUUUUUAGAUGAUCUGCUUUUCUAUAUAUAACUACUGUUUUUUCAGGUAACUUUUUUCCUAGAAUUUCAUCUUUUUUCAAAAUCGCCCAAUGUUUUUUGAGAAUAUUUUAAAUUUUUUUUAGCCUGAAAGCUAUAUUUAGUAACAAAGGCAAAUUCUGUGUGUCUACUGCUGUCCUUAUUUUUACAUCUAAUGUCUUUAUUUUUAAAAAAUUCUGAACGAUCCUUCUCUUUAAUUUUUAAAAAAUCUCUUUUUAUUUGGUCUAUAUUAUAACCCUUUUCUGCGUAUCUGUUUUGUAUAAUUUUUGAUUGUUCUUCAAACGUCUGAAUAUUGGAACAAUUUCUUCUCAUUCGGGUUAUUUGUCCUUUCGGGACAUUGUUCAACCAUGUAGGGUGAUGUAAGCUGGUCUUUUUUAUGGCUGUAUUACAAUCUGUCUUUUUGAAAAAGGUCUUAGUGUUAAGAAUCUCGUUUUCUAUAUAUAAGGUUAAAUCCAAAAAAUCUAUGGUAGUCCUAUGAAUAUUAGAAAUAAAAUGCAAAUUGUAUUGAUUUAAGUUUAUAGUCUCGAUAAAUUUUUCUAGCCCUUGGAUAUCUCCUUCCCAAAUUAUAAGAACAUCACCUAUGUAACGCCGCCAGAGGACGAGAUUCCCCCCCGGGUAUGGUCCCAAAUGGAUACAAGAAGCCUCCCAAUGGGACACAUACAGAUUAGCAAAACUGCGGGCGAAUCUCGUCCCCAUGGCGACGCCACAUUGCUGUAAAUAAAAGUUAGAAUCAAACCAAAAAAAAUUCUUGGUCAAAACAAAAUGAAUACAGGACACUAAAAAAUCAAUCUGUUGUGAAUUCAAAGUAUGUUGUUGGAUUAAUACAUCUCUGAUAACCUCCAAACCCUUUUUGUGUGGGAUAUUGGAGUACAGAGAGGUAACAUCCACCGUAGCUAAUAUGUAAGAUGGUUUCCAGAUAAAAAAAUGUAAAGUUUGAAGAAUAUGUGUCGUGUCUUUAAUGAAGGAUGGGCACAGGGGUACAUAAGGUUUAAGAAAAAAAUCUACAUAUUCGGAAAGGUUGUAGGACAAUGAGUUAAUUCCACUAAUAAUUGGCCGACCCGGAGGGGUCAUCAAACACUUAUGGAUCUUCGGAAGAAAAUAGAAAAUUGCUGUUUUACAUGUCGGAUUAAAAAUAUAUUGAAACUCUGAAGGAGAAAUAAUAGUAUUGUCAAUUCCUAUCUGGAGUAAAGAUCUAAGAUCUUCCAGAAAGGACUUGGUAGGAUCUUGUUCGAGUUUUUUAUAGGUGGAAUCAUCUCCUAGAAUUCGAUACGCUUCCUGCAUGUAGUAUUCCAUACUCAUAAUAACCGUACCUCCUCCCUUAUCUGCCUCUUUUAUAACCAAACUAAAGUUCUUUUUAAGUCUAUUAAGAGCCUGUCUUUCUGGAUUAGUGAGAUUAUGUUUGGAGCUGUUAUAUUUCCAUUGUAUUUUAUCGAGAUCAGUUUGAACUAGAUCAUUGAAUACUUCUAAAUAUUUUCCUUUUUCAUAGGAUGGGUAAAAAUUAGAUUUUCUUUAUAAAGAUGGAGAAAUGUUAGGUAAAACCUCUAAAGGUUGUUCUAAAGUAUCUAUAAUGUCAUUUUUAUUAGAUGAAGCUAUAUUAUUUGUCUCUUUCGAGUUCCGUUUUUCAAAAAAAGUUUCGCUUCGAGAACAUUUUAACAAUAUCAGGACACAUAAAGUGGAACAUAGUGUCCCCAAUCAUUGCAAUACUUGUAUUAUGUUCAAUUGGUCUACUUUCAUUGCUAUUGGUAUAGACCAGGUUACCACAAAUUUGAGAGGGGGAAAUAAAAUCAAUGACCUAGCUAAAAAAGAAGCUUUUUGGAUUUAUACUCUAAAAACUCUAGGGACAGGUUUAAACCAAGACAUCGAUUUAACAUGACUCCUUUAAUUAGAUUAUUUAACUUUUUGGAAUUCUUUUUGGGAAUAUGUAUUCUUUGGAAUAUUUUUGGGUUUGUAUUUUACAGCAUAUUUAGAUUAUACCUGUGCCGGUUAUAUUCAUCUUCUGAUAUUUGUAUAAUAUUGUCAGUAUUUGGCACUUAUUCAUCUUCUGAUAUUUGUAUAAUAUUAUCAGUAUUUGGCACUUAUUCAUCUUCUGAUAUUUGUAUAAUAUUGUCAGUAUUUGGCACUUUUACAAAGCAUACAUGCCUUUUUUAUAUAUGUUUUUUUAAUAUAUAUAUGUUUUUAUAUAUUUUGUGUAUAUAUAUAUAUAUAUAUAUAUGUGUUUCAUAUAUUAUUAAUUUAUAUAUAUAUAUGUUUCUAUUGUUUAUAGUAUUUAAUAUGUUUUAUUACUGUAUUUUUUAGUUUAUUUUGUAUUUGUUUUCAUGGUAAGGAGCUUCCCACUCUGGAUGCUCGGUUUUCCCACUAUAGGGGAUUGCGGUGCGUUCCACUGUGGAACGCGGAAGUCCUCCUAAAAUAUACACCCCUUAUGAUUUCUGUGAGGUGCGUCUCACUGUGAAACGCGGAAAUGAUCGACAUCUACACCCGCGAUGCACCCGUCAGCACGCAUAUCCAAUCAGAGGCGACAUGGACGGAACCCGGAAAUAAGACACUACGGGCGGCAAAUUUUGAAAACAAUUCAUUGGGACAUAUAAAAAGAACUUGUCUCUUGUUUUUUUCAUAUCCCUGAGGAAGUCAACAGGACGAAACGCGUUGGAUUUAUCUUUUGGUACAUUUAGUUCCUAGUUUUUCUCCUUUUUUAUUUUUGUUUUAUUGUUUUACUUAUUGAAGCUGGACCUCCCUCCUCAUGGUACCACCGUUUGAGUGGAGAUAUGCUGAUUUAACACAGUUUUUAUGUAAGUGUAACCAGUAUUAAUAAAUGUAUUUUGGCUGACAAUACUGCUCUAUAUAUUUUUCUCCUUUGAGGAUUGGAGUCUUUGUAUAUAUUCUGAUCUACAUCUACAAGCCCUCCUUGAAAAGAAGUUCCUUUGCUGUUCUGAGAUACCCUUUAAGAGGGAGAUAAGCACAGAUCGACAAUACUGUUUGUAAGUUCUCUACCUUCGGGAUUGAGCUUGGUGCUUUGUACAUACUUCACCAUUGUAUGAUUUUUCAUAUUUUUAGAUUUCUCAAGACUUGUUCUAUUACAUACAGGUUGUAUGUUUUAUUACAUUGGUUUGCUACCCCUUUAAUUUAUACUGUCACAUUGUUUUCGGUGUGGUAUAUAUUUCCUGGUUUCUUAUAUAUUAUAUUUGGUGUAUGUGAGGUACACUUUUUGGGUGUUUGGCAUUACCAUUUGGUCUUUUGGGAUAUUAUACAGUAUCUUUUUUAUACAUAUAUUAACAUAGCACUAACAAAAUGUGCUGUGUAUUUAAGACAAAUUAUUAAAUACGCUAUAAAGUGCUAUAAAAUUAUUUUCAAGUGUAUAUAUCCUAACAUUGUGCAAAACAAUGUGCUUUAUGCAGUUUAAAACUAGACCCUCUUCUCCUGCAGAAAACAUUCUUAAAUCAGAGUAGAAUUAAUUAAAGUAACCGAGGAACUGCUAGAAAACUAUAAUGGUAAAAUAUGCUGUUGUUUAUGAUUUAUCUGUCUAAUUAGUUCAUCUAACAUUAUGUGCCUCUCUCAAGUUUAGGGAUGUCUCAUACCGAGGACAGACGCUAUGUGGAGUUGUGCCAAGAUUCAGUGCGCCUGUCUGCAGAAAGUGUGGGUGUUGAUAUAUCUGAUGAGGUUGCUGCACUGCUGGCUGAGGAUGUAUGUUACCGACUCCGGGAGCUCACCCAGGUAUACACAACAGAGAAUGGAGAUUUUAUUUCUUGCUAUUUAUUUUCCAGUAAAUUUCAUUUUUGAAGUCCCAUGCCUUCUUUUUCUCUAUUUUAAUUUAAAGAAUUAGAUGACGAUUUGUACCCUGUGCUGUGGAACAGUAAUUGCAUGUAAGGUUAUAAGUAGAGAUUUCAUCUUUAUGAAAAACAACUUUUUGGGUGAGGUGGCAAAGCUACUUUAACUUUAUUUUAAGUUGAAGGGCCAUAAUUUAAACAUGCACAGGAAGAGUCUGUUAUAUUAUUAUUAUUAUUAUUAUUGCCAUUUAUAUAGCGCCAACAGAUUCCGUAGCACUAUAUAAUUAUUUAUAACAUUAGACUGUUCCCUUAAAGCAGGGGUGGGGAACCUUUUAUCUGCUAAGGGCCAUUUGGAUAUUUAAAACAUCAUUCGCUGGCCAUACAAAAUUAUCAACUUAAAAAUUAGCUUACUGUAUUUGGUCAAACAUUUAAUUAACUCACUCCUAAUGUGAUGGCUGAAACUGCUUCUCUUUGGUGUGAUGUUAGCUGGUAUUGAUGAUUUUGCUACUCGCAUUGUGUGUGAGGGGUGCAGUGUGUGUGUGUGUGUUUGUGUGAGGUGUCCAGAGUGUAUGUGAGGGGUUCUGUGUGUGUGUGUGUGUGGGGGUGCAGUGUGUUUGUGUGAGGGGUUCUGUGUGUUUGAGUGAGUGAGGGGUGCAGUAUGUGUCUGAGGUGGUGUAGUGUGUCUCGGGUCUAUAUUGUGGUGGGGGGGAUAAGGGAGAAAAUAUAUAGUAUUUUACUUAAAAAGAAAACUUUAUGCACAACAUAAGGAAGGGCAUGCAAAGGCUGCAGAAAAGAUAUCUGCAGCCUGUACAAUCUAUUUUCAGAUAUUCCCCCAAUGCAAAUUUACACAAUUAACCCCUUAAGGACCAAACUUCUGGAAUAAAAGGGAACCAUGACAUGUCACACAUGUCAUGUGUCCUUAAGGGGUUAAAUACAUGCAUGGUUUCAUUGGUGUACACCUAUUAAAUUGUAAUUUUUUUUUAUAUAUUCUAUUUUUAUUUGGGCAGUGGAUUAUCCCUUUAAAUGCUGAAAUUUAUCAGGUACUGAGACUGAGAAACCCUACUCUGAGUAAUUUGCUUUAUUUUUAUUUUUUCCUGAGAUGAGUAUGUAGUCUCACAGAUGCAGUUUUAUCUUCAGAUCAUUGAACAUCCUUUAGCACAUAGUUGGCAGACUAUAUUAUUAACCAUUCUCACAUAUUUGUUCUCUUAGAUAAUGGCUUCUCUGUGAGAAAUGUUAGAGUCCUCAAUGCUUUUUAUUAUUCUCCCUGUCUUUGUUAAGUGAGAAGUCUCAGUGGCAGUUUAUAUUCUAUUUAUAUUUUGUUGCUGUCAUAUUUUCUCUGUUCUGCCCAGGUAAUGUUCAGAAUUCCGUUUGUCACACUUCCAGAGUUAUUCUCCCCUGAAAUCCCUACAAUUUCCCAUUUUUGCUCUGUCUGGGUUCUGCACAGUGUGUCAGGCACCUUUUCGAUUUCUGUAUUGUACAAAGUGUGUAGGUACUACAUGUUUCUCAGUUACAUAUGCAUACUGUCAUACUUUUUAUUAUCUUGUAAUUAAUGUGUGCCAUCUCAAGUUGUAUUACAAUAUGAUGCUAUAUUAACUUUCCAUUUUCAUAAUAUAUUAUUACACUCAUCCUUUAUUUCUCAGUUCAGUGCACAGUCUCUAAGGCACUCUCGUAGAAGGAGGCUGACUGUGGAGGAUUUUAACCGUGCUCUUCGCUGGAGCAAUGUUGAGGUAGGUGGUGACAUCACAUAUAAUGCUUGUAAUAUUCUAAAAAGAGCAAAUAAAUGUAGAGGGUUUAUUGGCUGUAUUAUAGAGAGAGAGGACUCUAAUUAUAUAAAUCGUGGCUGCUGACAACCAGAUUUGAAUAGCAAAGUCAAAUAGUGAUGUCUAUUUAUUUGUGUUUCCCACAAGCGGUUAAAGGCUCAGAAGACUGGUUUAAAAAAAAUUGUUGUUUGUAUUCUCAACCUUCUAUCUUGCUAUUUACAGGGAGUGCAGAAUUAUUAGGCAAGUUGUAUUUUUGAGGAUUAAUUUUAUUAUUGAACAACAACCAUGUUCUCAAUGAACCCAAAAAACUCAUUAAUAUCAAAGCUGAAUAUUUUUGGAAGUAGUUUUUAGUUUGUUUUUAGUUUUAGCUAUGUUAGGGGGAUAUCUGUGUGUGCAGGUGACUAUUACAUAGAACAUAGAAAUGUGUGUGACAGAUAAAAGAACCAUUCGGCCCAUCUAGUCUGCCCAAUUUUCUAAAAACUUUCAUUAGUCCCUAGCCUUAUCUUAUAGUUAGGAUAGCCCUAUGCCUAUCCCAUGCAUGUUUAAACUCCUUUACUGUGUUAACCUCUACCACUUUAGCUGGAAGGCUAUUCCGUAUCCACUACCCUCUCUCAGUAAAGUAAUACUUCCUGAUAUUAUUUUAAACCUUUGUCCCUCUAAUUUAAGACUAUGUCCUCUUGUUGUGGUAGUUUUUCUUCUUUUAAAUAUAGUCUCCUCCUUUACUGUGUUGAUUCCCUUUAUAUAUUUAAAUGUUUCUAUCAUAUCCCCCCUGUCUCGUCUUUCCUCCAAGCUAUACAUGUUAAGAUCCUUUAACCUUUCCUGGUAAGUUUUAUCCCAAUCCAUGAACCAGUUUAGUAGCCCUUCUCUAACCCUCUCUAAGGUAUCAAUAUUUUGAAGAUACGGUCUCUUAAUUCUGUGUACAAUACUCCAAGUGAGGUCUCACCAAGUGUUCUGUAUAGUGGCAUGAGCACUUCCCUCUUUUCUACUGCUAAUACCUCUCCUAUGCAACCAAGCAUUCUGCUAGCAUUUCCAUACCGCUGCUCUAUUACAUUGUCUGCCUACCUUUAAGUCAUCAGAAAUAAUCACCCCUAAAUCCCUUUCCUCAUAUGUUGAGUUAGAGACUCUAUCAAAUGAUACCAUUGCACUCUGCCCUUGGGUUUUUCGUCCAAGAUGCAUUUAUCUUGCACUUAUCCACAUUAAAUGUCAGUUGCCACAACACUGACCAUUUUUCUAGUUUACCCUAAAUCAUUUGCCAUUUGGCUUAUCCCUCCUGCAACAUCAACCCUGUUACAUAUCUUAGUAUCAUCAGCAAAAAGACAUACCUUACCAUCAAGACCUUCUGCAAUAUCACUAAUAAAAAUAUUAAAGAGAAUGGGUCCAAGUACAGAUCCCUGAGGUACCCCACUGGUGACAAGUCCAAGCUUCGAAUAUAUUCCAUUAGCUACAACCCUCUGUUGCCUGUCACUCAGCCACUGCCUUACCCAUUCAACAAUAUUUGAAUUCAAACUUAAAGAUUGCAGUUUAUUGAUAAGCCUUCUAUGUGCAACAGUGUCAAAAGCCUUACUGAAAUCUAGGUAAGCAAUGUCUACUGCACCACCCUGAUCUAUAAUUUUAGUUACCCAAUCAAAAAUCAAUAAGAUUAGUUUGGCAUGAUCUCCCUGAAGUAAACCCAUGUUGUCUCUGAUCUUGAAAUCCAUGUGUUUUUAGAUGUUCAACAAUCCUAUCCUUUAACAUGGUUUCCAUCACUUUCCCCACUACUGAAGUAAGGCUUACUGGCCUAUAGUUGCUUGACUCCUCCCUAUUACCUUUCUUGUAAAUGGGCACAACAUUCGCUAACUUCCAAUCUUCUGGGACUACUCCUGUUAACAAUGAUUGGUUAAAUAAAUCUGUUAAUGGUUUUGCUAGUAUACCACUAAGCUCUUUUAAUAGCUUUGGGUGUAUUCCAUCAGGUCCCAUUGACUUAUUUGUCUUUACUUUUGACAGUUGAAAUAGAACCUCUUCCUCUGUAAACUCCCGUGUAAUAAAUGACUCAUUUAUCUUUUUUCUUAACUGAGGUCCCUUUCCUUCAUUUUCAUCUGUAAAUACUGAACAAAAAUAUUUAUUGAGGCAGUCAGCUACAUACCUUCCUUCUUUGGUUUUUAAUCUAACUAAUCCUUGUUUUACUUUUUUUUUCUCAUUUAUGUAUCUAAAAAAAGUUUUGUCCCCCUUUUUUACUGCCUGCGAUAUUUUCUCCUCUGUGUGUGAUUUGGAAGCUCUUAUAACUUGCUUAGCCUCUUCUGCCUAAUCUUAUAGAUCAUUUUGUCUCCUCACUCUGUGUUUUUUUAUAAUUCCUAAAUGCUAACUUUUUCUUAACUAUUUUGGCUUACAUCUAUGGAGUACCACAGUGGUUUCUUUUGAAUUUUUUUGUUUCUACUGACAAGCCCAAUGCAAUUUUCUGUUGCCUUCAAUAGAGCAACUUUUUAAAUAAUCCCAUUUUUCCUUUGGACUCCAUUUAAAUUAAGUUCCAGUCUGAUAAUGACUCUUCUACCCAUAUUCUAAUUUUAGAAAAGUCUUUUUUUCUAAAGUCUAAAACUUUUGUAUUUGUGUGGUGUGACUCAGCACUGUUCUUAUAUUAAACCACACUGACUGAUGAUCACUGGAUCCUAAACGUUCACCUACAGUAAUAUCUGAUACCAAAUCUCCAUUUGUUAACACUAAAUCUAGUAUGGCCUCUUUACGAGUUGGCUCCUCAACAACUUGUUUUAGAGACAAUCCCAGUAGGGAGUUUAGAAUAUGUGCUCCUGGCACAAGUAGCUAAUUUUGUUUUCCAAUUUACAUCAGGAAGAUUAAAGUCACCCAUGAUGAUAACUUCCCCUUCAUUGUCAUUUUAGCUAUUUCCUCAACUAGUAGAUUAUCUAACUCUUCAAUUUGUCCUGGGGGCCUAUAAAUCACACCUACACGAGUUACUGUGUGAUUACCAAAUUUUAACGUAGCCCAAACGGACUCUAUGUUUGCCUCACUAACUUUUAUUAGGCUAGAUUUUAUGCUAUCCUUCACAUACAAGGCCACCCCUCCCCCUUUCUUGCCUUCCCUAUCUUUCCUAUAUAAAGAGUACCCUGGUAUUGCUAUGUCCCAGUCAUUUUUCUCAUUAUACCAUGUCUCAGUAACAGCGACUAAAUCUACAAUAUCAGAUGCCAUUAUUGCCACAAGUUCAUGGACCUUAUUCCCUAAACUGAGAGCAUUUGUAGACAUGACUCUAAGCUUAUCAUUUUUAACACACUUGCUACAGGCACCUUCUGUCCUUGUUUUGGGGGACAAUUGGAUUGAUGUUUUAUCACCCUUUUGCCCCCCUUCCUAGUUUAAAUACAUCCUAGCAAAACCUCUGAACUGCUCACUGAGAACAUUUGUUCCCUUUUGAGAAAGAUGCAAACCAUAUUUUUUGUACAGCUUAUCUCCAUUCCAAACAGAGCUACCAUGAGAAAUAAAGCCAAAUCCUUGCUCCCGACACCAUUCACCAAGCCACAAAUUAAAGUCCCUAAUACGCAUCCGCCUGUCGUUCUGAGUGUUAUGCACAGGCAGAACUUCAGAGAAUGACAGUGUGGAAGCAACCUGCCGUAUAUCAUUGGCAAAAACACUAAAAACUUCCUUAACCUCUGAAACCUCAUUGCAAGCCAAGUCAUUUGUCCCUAGAUGGACAAGUACAUCCAAUUCCCCUUCCUGCUUUGCUUGCUUAACAAUAUUACAGAUACGUCUCCUGUCUCUGUGAGCAGUAGCUCCGGGAAGACACCUCACAAGACCACCAUUGUCCAUCUCCACACCUCUUAUAAUGGAAUCACCCAACAACAACUGCUUUCUAUUAGGCCUCACCAUAGUCUCUCCACAACACCACUAGCUCAGUGUCUCCACAACACCACUAGCCUCAGUGCCUCUCUCCACAACACCACUAGCCUCAGUGCCUCUCUCCACAACACCACUAGUCUUAGUGCCUCUCCUCACAACACCACUAGCCUCAGUGCCUCUCUCCACAACACCACUAGCCUCAUUGCCUCUCUCUACAACACCACUAGUCUUAGUGCCUCUCUCCACAACACCACUAGCCUCAGUGCCUCUCCUCACAACACCACUAGCCUCAGUGCACUCAGUGCCUCUCUCCACAACACCACUAGCCUCAGUGCCUCUCUCCACAACACCACUAGCCUCAGUGCCUCUCUCCACAACACCACUAGCAUCAGUGCCUCUCUCCACAACACCAUUACACUCUGAAAGUGCAGAAAAUGAAUUAUGAAGAGCAACAGACUGUGCAAAAUGCCUUUUAUCCACAACUCUAAGUCUACCAGAUCCUACAGUAAUCCAUCUGCCUUUCCUAGCAUGUCUCUGCGGCAGUGGCUUUGCAGCAGUUCCAGUCUGAGUUUCUACACCAGAUAAUUUACAAAUCUCAGACUUCAAAAAUACAAAAUUACUGUGCAUAAUUAUUAGGCAACUUAACAAAAAACAAAUAUAUACCCAUUUCAAUUAUUUAUUAUUACCAGUGAAACCAAUAUAACAUCUCAACAUUCACAAAUAUACAUUUCUGACAUUCAAAAACAAAACAAAAACAAAUCAGUGACCAAUAUAGCCACCUUUCUUUGCAAGGACACUCAAAAGCCUGCCAUCCAUGGAUUCUGUCAGUGUUUUGAUCUGUUCACCAUCAACAUUGCGUGCAGCAGCAACCACAGCCUCCCAGACACUGUUCAGAGGUGUACUGUUUUCCCUCCUUGUAAAUCUCACAUUUGAUGAUGGACCACAGGUUCUCAAUGGGGUUCAGAUCAGGUGAACAAGGAGGCCAUGUCAUUAGAUUUUCUUCUUUUAUACCCUUUCUUGCCAGCCACGCUGUGGAGUACUUGGACGCGUGUGAUGGAGCAUUGUCCUGCAUGAAAAUCAUGUUUUUCUUGAAGGAUGCAGACUUCUUCCUGUACCACUGCUUGAAGAAGGUGUCUUCCAGGAACUGGCAGUAGGACUGGGAGUUGAGCUUGACUCCAUCCUCAACCCGAAAAGGCCCCACAAGCUCAUCUUUGAUGAUACCAGCCCAAACCAGUACUCCACCUCCACCUUGCUGGCGUCUGAGUCGGACUGGAGCUCUCUGCCCUUUACCAAUCCAGCCACGGGCCCAUCCAUCUGGCCCAUCAAGACUCACUCUCAUUUCAUCAGUCCAUAAAACCUUAGAAAAAUCAGUCUUGAGAUAUUUCUUGGCCCAGUCUUGACGUUUCAGCUUGUGUGUCUUGUUCAGUGGUGGUCGUCUUUCAGCCUUUCUUACCUUGGCCAUGUCUCUGAGUAUUGCACACCUUGUGCUUUUGGGCACUCCAGUGAUGUUGCAGCUCUGAAAUAUGGCCAAACUGGUGGCAAGUGGCAUCGUGGCAGCUGCACGCUUGACUUUUCUCAGUUCAUGAGCAGUUAUUUUGCGCCUUGGUUUUUCCACACGCUUCUUGCGACCCUGUUGACUAUUUUGAAUGAAACGCUUGAUUGUUCGAUGAUCACGCUUCAGAAGCUUUGCAAUUUUAAGAGUGCUGCAUCCCUCUGCAAGAUAUCUCACUAUUUUUGACUUUUCUGAGCCUGUCAAGUCCUUCUUUUGACCCAUUUUGCCAAAGGAAAGGAAGUUGCCUAAUAAUUAUGCACACCUGAUAUAGGGUGUUGAUGUCAUUAGACCACACCCCUUCUCAUUACAGAGAUGCACAUCACCUAAUAUGCUUAAUUGGUAGUAGGCUUUCGAGCCUAUACAGCUUGGAGUAAGACAACAUGCAUAAAGAGGAUGAUUUGGUCAAAAUACUCAUUUGCCUAAUAAUUCUGCACUCCCUGUACUAACUGAUGUUGGGAGUUUUUUGUCUGAUGAUAGAUGCGUUACAGGUUUCGUGGCCUCUGCAAUAUCAACAGUCUUAGUAAGAGUAAGGUCAUCUUCUGUUAGCAACCACUUGUGUAUUGUGGCAUUAUAUAGGUACAUCACAAACAUGUCAUGGAAGACAACAGGCAUAGAGUUACCUAAGUAAUGGCAUAAGCUCUCACAACCUAAACAAGUGAUUUGUGUCUGCAGUAAAACUUGAAUCUCUCAGCAAUUUCCAGAGGCUUAGGCUACUAAUGAUUUGAGAGUGUUUUAAUUAACUAAUUUUAAUUGUUUAAAAGCAGGCUUUUGGGGGGCGGGGCCUGACUAUCAUGGCGGUGAGACUAGUUUUGAACAAGCUAAUCCACUACUUUGUAAUAAUUGUCUCUCUGCAACUUAAUUUGGCUCCACUGGCACACACAUAGUGAAGGGUUUUGCUUCCUGACAUAAUGUGCCACAGUCAGCGACUUCUCUGGCAUUUACUCACCUUCGUGUGGCACAUGCAGACUAGUAAACUAAGGACGGGAGAGGUGGACGGUCUCCUGGUCCGGCAGUGUCCCAAAGCAACUAUACCCACGCAAGAGCCCCUUUGUCCUCCCACCUCCCUUGGACGGGCAGGGUAAUCCCAGUCCACACCUAAGAGGCCACCAGGACCUGGCAGGUCAGAGUGGAAGCCAACGGAGCUAGUGGAACUUCUGGUGACUCACCUAACAUGGCGGUGAACACGUGGCUCCCGGACCCCAGAGAUGCACCGUUUGGCCUCCAGCUCAUGAGGUGUAACCUUCACUACUUUCUGGAGAUGGCUGGAGCGCAAGAUCCGUCAGUGCCAGCAAGCUGCUGACCUGCAGUAGCAACAAGCCCAACCACUCCAGGCUUUCCCGCAGUGCUCGGAAACUCUAAAGCGAAAGCUCCCCUUACCGAGACUGGGGCGAACCCAACGACAGCGGAGGCGCUUGAACUGCUGCAACAUCAAGGGUGCUAGGAGUAACCUGAUAACAGCACGGGAGGAGGAGGCCCUACUCUGCUACAUCCAGAGCAGUUCAGGUAUCGGAGCUGAGCUCACAUUUUUACACCACUCUGAGGCUCCCGCAGCCUUCACCUGGGCCCUCCUGCUGGAUGACUGCUCCACAGAAACGCGAUCAUGAUCUACCUUGGAAGGGUAUGGGAUGACCUGGAACUGUGAGCCUGGCUGGCAUGCCUCACUAUCCCCCUGACGCUUCCACAAAGUCUACUCCUGUUUUAUGUCUUUAAAAUAUACCUGAAGCUUGAAAGUAUUUUUACUUGUGAUUACAAGUAUCUGUUAAUACAGAUCUCUUGACUAAGGCAGACAUAUCAUACUUCUAAUGCCUGUUAAUUGGUCAUUGUCCUGGGGGGCCUCUUGGGCAAUUUGUUUACUAUGUUAACUACACUCUUUGUGUCUAGGUUACAUUUUUGGAUUACUAGUUUAGCUAUAUUGCUCAGACACAUGUGUUUAACCUGACUAUUAUUCUACAAAAAUUAGCAGAUUCUUCAAAAUGCCUUCAUUUGUUGAUUCAUGUUUCCUCUGUAUUCUAUAUCACUUGCGCUGCCUGUUGGGGCAUUGCAAGCAAGUUUUGUAUUAUUGUGCACAGCAAAAAUAAAGAAUUGAAAAAUAUAAAAUCAGACUUUUUAGGGAACAGCAGGCCAUGCAGUGUGCAAAAAGCAGAACAACCUACGGAAAACAUCAACCUUUUUUUCAGUGGUAACUCUAUUAGCUUCUAAAAACUGUUCUAAACGCUCCAUCCAACCAGACUAAAAGCCUGAAUCAGUGCAGAAGAAUUGCAUCUUACCGAUUUGGGGCAUAAUGCUGAAUUGUCUGACUACCAGAAGGGGUGCAGAAAAAAAUCUGAAUAUCCUUGUUGCUUCUGUUAUGUCUGAUGAUAGCUGAGAUAGGCAAGUAGUUAUCGUUCACAACUCACUUAUCAAGCAUGCCCAGUCACUCUGCUAAUAAAUACAUCUCUCCUGUUACGUUCCAUCUAACAUGGCUGAAUCUUGUACACCUACUGGGAAGAGAGGGAACCUGGAGAUGUGUUCAUCCCAGCAUGUCGUGCCCAGUUACUACAGGAGCUGGUUUAAGAAAAACUACAUUGCACUACUACAUUGUACAGUUACCCUAUAGGUGAUUUUCAACAUACACCACACAAGUGGUCUGAAAUAUUUCUUUUUUUUUUUAAAUCACAAUUUAAGUCAAAGUUUAUAUAUUAUCACCAAAAAUAGAGGUAGAGGAGGACAUAUCGCCAACUCUGCCACAUUCCUAACUUGGCUAUUUUCCCCAGUUUGCCAAUGUCUUUUUUUCUUUUUGUCUGUAUACAUUGUUCAUGCCCAAUAUAACUCUUUCACUUAGGCUGUCUGUGGACACGGAUCUCCAGAUGCAGUCUCUUUCCGCAGCAUUAGAGAUGGGGAGUGUUACUGUGCAGAGGACAAAGACAUUAACCUAGUAGAGUUAGCCCUUGCAACAAACAUCCCCAAAGGGACUGCUGAAACUGCGGUGAGAGGUGAGGAUCCUUUACAGAUAAUUAUUGAAUUUAGUGUUUCACUGCAAAUGCUGAGCCAUCUCUUUUCUUUUCAGUGCAUGUCUCCUAUCUGGAUGGAAAAGGAAACUUGGAACCUCAGGGAUCAGGUGAGAGUUUUAAAGUUGUCAUUUUUGUUUUGGACCUGGCAACAUAACCUUGUGUCAUUAGACUCCCAUUAACAUAUGGGUCUUCUUCUCUCCUUAGUCCCUGCUGCAGUGUCUGUCUUGACAGAUGAUCUAUUGAAGUAUUACCAACGUGUCACAAGAGCCGUUUUAGGAGAUGAUCUGCAGCUUAUGAAAGUGAGAAUAAACACCUUUAAAUUGUCUUCCGUUCCCUUGUUCUCUCUUACUACUUUUCUACACCUCCUCCCUACUUCUCUGACUGUCACCUCUCACUUCAAAAUUUUAUUUUAAUUUGCCAACUCCUGCUAUUGUAUGUGUUUGUAAUCUGUUUUUCCUUGUUCUCUCUCACCCUCUGAUCUUUGCAGGUUGCCCUUCAAGAUUUAGAGACAAAUCCCAAAAUUGCUGCCCUUUUACCUUAUUUUGUAUAUGUAGUGAGUGGGGUAAGUAUUUGUGUUAAAAAAAUAUAUAUAUAUAUAUACUUUGCCAUUUUUAGAGCCGUAAAAAAAAAAAAAAUGAUUUGUGUUUAAAAUGGAUCUGUCACUUUCAGGGGUCAGCUCCAGGUGCUUCAUCUGCCAGGAGCCGUGUGAGAACUGUGCUCUCACGCAUGUAGCAGAGUAUAACAGUGAGAUGUAUGAAAGAUCCUACAACUCUGCAGAGACUUGAUUGUGAUGAACGAGACAUGCUUGAAUCCCACAGUUGUAACUUUAAUGGCUGUUAGGGUUGGACAAAAGUUUAUGGCAGAGCAUCAACUUUUGUAAAGUCUCUUAAACUUUGUCUCAAAAAAAAUAAAAAUAAAAAAGGCUGUUUUAAAACCGUGUUCGUUGCUAGGGGAAUCUGUAGAAAUGCAGUAUCAAGUCUGAAACACAAUGCCUGUCUGGGCUUAUAUGCAUGUCAAGCUGUGAGGAUAUUUAUGGGGUGAUAAAUAUUAAAAAAUAUUUUUAUAAAAAUUAUCAAAAAUUUAUUUUAUUAAAUCAAAAAUGUAUAUAUUGGCACCAUUUCGCAGAUUAAUGAUUUAAAGCUGAGAAUUACCCACUAAUUUUAUUAUCUUAGAUUGUAGAGUAAGUUUCAUUAGUAGAUUUUAUUUCACUCCUUAAUCACGAAUUCAUUAUAAAAAAUAUAAUUUCUUGUGACAAUAAUAAUAAAAUACGUAACAUGCGUGACAAUAAUCAGUAAAUAUUUAGGUAUAACAAAAGUAUACAAUAUGGCAGUGGUUUAACACAAUAUAGACUGCUAAAAGCAAGCUAUAUGCAACAGUUAUGUAUACGGUUUCCAACAAGAUUUACGAUUGGACACUUUGCGUAGAAAUCAACAGCAGCACAGGUAAAGCAAUAAAAACUUUGUCUGACAGUCAAAUCACACUGAAUUAACUCUUUCACUGCUAGCUGCAAUCCUCAUAGGCAAGACAUCCUAUUAUAUUGCAAUUUUUACAACUACAAUAAUUCUCAUACCAGAUCAUUCACCAUUCCUAUGUCCAUCCAAUAAGAAUAAUUCUAACCAGAAUUUACAUUUGCAGAAUUUUAACUUUCCUAAUUAGGAUUCACUAUUUCUAAAUUACGUAAACUAAUGUAUCUGGAUAAUUGCCUGGUAUUCUAUUUUUAAAGUUAAACGUAAUAUAGAGUUCAUUGGUCCACCUGCAGGAAUGGAAUUACGAAUUCUAUAUAUUAUUAACGAAUCAUGACUCCUUAUAUGUUGGAAUCACCAGCUUUUAUCCAAGUAUAUUCUGCCUUUUAGUAAAAUCAAUUCAUUUAAUGAAAUUAAACCAGCAUAAUUACCAGUUAGGUUGUAGAUUUUCUAUCAGAUGUGUAGAUAUAUCCCAGGAAUUUUGAAUGCAAGUAUGAUGUAUAGAGAAUUGUAUGGAAAUAGAAAAGUUUUCAGAGUUCUGAAGUUGUGUUAGUUCGAAAAGAUACUAAGAAUUCGGUGUCCAGCUUUGGCUCCAGAUGUCAAACCUUAGAUGUGAGGGUGACAGUUUAAGAGUCUUUAAGAGUGUGAGUAUGAGUCCCUGAGUGACUCUCUUCCCUUUGUCCUUACUUUUUAAAGGAGAAAAUUCUCUGCACGUCACUAGCUGAUAGGACUAAUAGGGAACUGUGGGCGUGUCUUCCCUACAGACUAUAUCAUCUAGAUUUUGGUCAGUAGAUGGCGCAAUUACAUCACCAAAAAAUCUUGUCAGGGGUCCAGUUACCUUUUUGUAUAAUGGGUUAACUGAAUUUCGUGAUGCGUUUAACAUCACCUGGUUAUCUUUUUAUGGCUACUAUCUGUCACAGAAGCUGUCAUCUUCAAAGGGUUUUUCCAGUCUUCGUGUCUGGCGUAUACCUUUUUAAAUAUAGAUUUCUGACACAUUUUAAACUCUUCUUCACCUCUCCUUCCAAUGCAACUUUGUAAGAUUCAUUUUUUUUGUUUUGUUUAUUUUUAAAGAAAGUAAAAUUAAUUACCUAGUGUUAUCUAUCAUUUGGUGUCUGGUUCUCUUGUGUGAAACUGUGUAGUUAGUAUUAUUUAUAUAUACAUACAUACAUACAUACACACACGCACAUUUGUCUCUGGGUUGUAGCAUUCAACCCUCCUCCCCCCGCAGCAAACAUCAUGCCUUAUCUCUGUCUUCAGACUUGAAUGAAUAGAGUUACACAGAGUAAAAUUUUGUCUGUCUUUACAUUCUGUUACAAAAUGGAGUCACCUCUGUUCUGAUGGUGACUUACAGUAUACACUUUCAAUUUCUAUCUUAACACAAAAUGUCUGCCAGUAUAAAUAUACUGACAAAGCUAAGAAAUGUGGGAUAGUUGUGGAAACAUGAUCUCUCGAGUUUCUAUGUCCAAGAAAGACACAUUGAAGUCUAACUUGAGAUAUGUGGGUGAUGCAUGACAGUAAUUUUGUGUUAAGUCAUGGAACAUGCCUAUUGGUUUUCACAGAAGGUGGUGCAGUGCAACAGACCGGGUGUUGUCAUUACUUUAUACUCAUCUGUGUAUACUCUAGUCACUGAAUGAUUUCAAAGCCAACUCUUAUUUGAUUGGCUCCUUGGUGUUUGUUUUUAAGUUAGUUGAAAUGUAGUUUGUUUACUUGUCAAAGACCAGAGUACUAAAUACUCAUCAGAAUUGAAGUGUGUCAGACCAUUAUUAUUUUUAUCAGUUUUUUUUUUUUUCCUUUCUUUUUUUCCCUUUUCUCUCUCUCUCAUCAGCUUACCUCUAAAAUAUUGGGCUUUGUGAAGCAAUAAAAUGCAUAAGAAAAUAUAUAUAUAUAUAUAUAUUUUUUUUUUUUUUUUUAUAAGCGACUGGUUAUUUUUAAUGGGAAAACUCCAACCCUAUAACAAUGCCCGCUAAAUUAAGUUCUUAUGUGGAGCAAGAUAUCUAGGUACCUUCAGGGGUUAAACUGUUUUCCAACGGAUUUAUACCAAUGUUGGUCCUUCCUGAGCUCAACACCUCUCUUUCUUCCUGCCACAGUGAACAGAAAGGCUUGUGAUGGGCUGAGAGUGGCAGCUGACGCUUUCAGCCUAUCUCUUGCCCAUUAAACAAAGUUUCCUGUUCACGAUGGCAGUGUGGAGGUAGGGAGAGAGGUUGGGCAUGGUUUACCAACUUUGGGGUUAAGCUGUUUAACACCAUAAAGAAAGACUAAGCUGAAGUUAUUUUGGGGAUGACAGUGUUCCUUGAAAUGAGACGUAAUUACUGCUUUUCUCGUUGCUUAGUCUAUCCUCUCACCCAUUUUUCCCUUUUUCCUCUCUUGCAGGUAAAAUCAGUCAGUCAUGAUCUUGAGCAGUUAAGCCGUCUCUUACAGUUAGUACGGUCCCUGCUAUGGAACCCAUACUUGUAUCUUGGUUAUUAUGGCUGCAGUCUCAUGCAAAGUGUCUUAUACUGUGUAACAGAGCCUCUUGCUGCUUCUAUAAACCCGCUCAAUGACCACUGGACCUUGCGGGAUUACGGAGCUGGCCUCCUUAGCUUCAUAAGGUAAGUAUAUUUUUCUGUGUGUAAAUCAUCAAAUAUUUAACAGCUGCAAUCAUCCUUAAAUAUGAUGUGUGUGUGUGUUGCAUUUUAAAGAAAUACCUAAUGGUUUUUGUUUUUUAUUAUAUCAUACUUAUUAUUAUUCAAUGGUAAAAUUGCUAUUAAAAACCCCUAAUGGUGACAUUUUUACUUGGGAUGCAGCAUAAGAAAUAUAAUUAUUACCCUCAAGAUUUCCCUUGGUAUGUCAUGCACCAGAAACCAUGGCAGUACUGUACUCUUGUGUAUGUGCAAGAGUACAACCCUGAUGUCUAUGGAACAUCCAGCAUAAAUACAGGUGCCUCUAUUAGAUCAUGUCUUGCGAUGAGCGAAAUUAUGUCCCUCAGGGUGUCCCUCAGGGGUCUGUUCUGGGACCCCUUCUAUUUAACAUGUUUAUAAAUGAUCUUGAAGACCGUAUUGAAAGUCAUGUUUCAGUGUUUGCAGAUGACACCAAACUUUAUAAAACAAUACAAUGUGAGCAAGAUAUUACUUUGCUGCAGAGGGAUUUAGAUAGACUGGGGGACUGGGCACUCAAAUGGCAGAUGAAAUUUAAUGUUGAAAAUGCAAAGUUAUGCACUUCGGCGUAAAGAAUACACAAGCAACGUAUACCCUUAAUGGAAGCGAAUUAGGGAUAACAACACAUGAAAAGGACUUGGGAAUUGUUAUAGACAACAAACUAUGCAACAAUGUGCAAUGUCAAUCAGCAGUGGCCAAGGCCAGUAAGGUAUUGUCAUGCAUGAAAAAGGGCAUUCAUUUCUCGGGACAAGAAUAUAAUUUUGCCUCUUUAUAAAUCACUGCUAAGACCCCAUAUUGAAUAUGCUGUGCAAUUUUGGGCACCUGUUCUAAAGAAGGAUAUUAUGGCACUAGAAAAAGUGCAGAGGCGGGCUACAAAAUUAAUAAAAGGAAUGGAACAUAUCGGCUAUGAAGAAAGGUUAACAAAUUUAAACCUAUUUAGUUUAGAAAAACGUCGCCUGAGAGGGGAUAUGAUAACAUUAUACAAAUAUAUUCGGGGCCAAUACAAACAAUUGUGUGGAAAUCUAUUCACAAACCGGACUUUACAUAGGACACGAGGCCAUGCGUUUAGACUGGAAGAAAGAAGAUUUCGUCUAAGGCAAAGGAAAGGUUUUUUUACUGUAAGAACAAUCAGGAUGUGGAAUUCUCUGCCUGAAGAAGUGGUUUUAUCAGAGUCCAUACAGAUGUUCAAACGGCUACUAGAUGCAUACUUGCAGGAACAGAAUAUUCAAGGAUAUAAUCUUUCAAUGUAGGGUAAUAACUGCUUGAUCCAAGGAUAAAUCUGACUGCCAUUCUGGGGUCAAGAAGGAAUUUUUUUUCCUAGCUUGUUGCAAAAUUGUGCUUCAAACUGGGUUUUUUUGCCUUCUUUUGGAUCAACAGCAAAAAACAAAUGUGAGGUAGGCUGAACUUGCUUUUCAGCUAUGUAACUAUGUAACUAUGUCUGAUUCCCACAGCCAUCACUAGAGACAGCUGUAGGAAUUGACAAAACUUGACAGCUGAAAUCCUGUACCUUUUUUUUAUUUUAUUUUUUUAUUAUAAUAUCGUUUUACUGCAUUAGAAUUUCAAUGAAUUUCCAACACCGUAAAAAUUGAACUUAUAUUUCUGAAAUUCGUUUAAAUACAUUUUUGGUGACAGAUCUGCUUUAAACUAAUUUGUAAUUCUGCACCAGGACAAUCUCCUCUCUGCAGCCACUACUUUGGUGAAGGCAUCAGUUCUCUGAUGACUUUUGUUCAAUCCAGUGCUUUUUCUAGAGAAACUUUGGGGCCAUAGGACAAAUGCACGCAAUUACCAUGGAUCAGUAAUCCAGUACUUCUCACCGAGAAAUACUGAAUCCAAUGGUUCUCUAUGAGAAACAAGGGAUGCGUAUGUUUCAUCAGGCUGUGAUUGCAUUAUGAUACAAAAUGCUAAGACAUUUGAAAAUUGAAAGUCUUAAGGAAAAAGAGCCUCUAAAGGCUGACACUCUGCCAGUGCUUAGUUUUUGUUUUAAAUUAAUUGUGCUUGAUGUGGCAUAUCUAUUUUAAUUGUCUUGUAAAUGUGUUUGACUUUGUCAAAGAAGAACAGUAAUUUCCCAAGAUUUUUAAUAUUAUGUUUACUAAUUCCUAUGUUAAACAGAUAUGUAUUUGUGAGUUGUGAAAAAAAUAAAAUUAAAUGUAAAAGUCUACAACUCUUUAACCUGCAACUGGGUGCCUUCAUCUUGGUUCCCUGUCAUUUAUGGUUAUAAGCGCUGUCCUUUGCACCUGGAGUUAGCAUGGAGAAACCUACAGAAAAGCAAAGUUACAUUUUAUUCUUAUUUGCCAUGUUUGCCCUGGCUUUGCCUUGUCUGAAAAAGAUUGUGGUGGCAUUUGCUAAAUCUUUAAUAUAAAUUUAAGAAAAUGGAACAUCUCCUAAAAAAAGGUUAACACAAGUUACAUGAUUUUCCUUUUUAUUAAAUGGUGUAUAUUCCACAGAAGUAACCGUCCCACUUUAAACAAAAGCUAUAGUGUAUAGCUAUACAUGUAUUCCUGACACUAGUUUUUAAAUAGUUAGGUUGUUUAAACUCACCUUUUUUUUUUUUUUUUUUCAUGCCGUGACAGUUUUCCUGCGACUCGUCAAUUGUUAAGAUCUCCGCCAAUCCAGUGCUUUCCCAUUGGAAAGCUUUGGGAGGCUAUUGCUCAUGUGUAGCAAAGCGCCAUGCUGCAGCAAUCAGCAUCUCCUCAUAGAGUUGCAUUGAAUCAAUGCAUAUCUAUGCGAAAACAUUCUGCUUCUCCAAACAGAGUGUGGAGAUUCAUAACAUAGACUAGUGCCUGUCUGAGUGAUUGCUACUGGAGGUGUUACUAGACCGCAAUGUAAACAGGGUUUACAUUGAAAAGCCUGCAUUGUCAUGCUAGACACGAGAACAACUCCAUUAAAGGGAAUCUGUAGUGCCAGGAAAAAUUCUAGUUUUCCUGGCACUAUAGCUUCCCCUCCGUCAAAGGCCUCCUUGUGGUGCCAACGGGGAGACCUAAUAUUGCAUUAGGAUUUCUCCAUAGGAAAGCAUUAUUUAAAGCUUUCCUAUGGGGAUUCCGGUGACGCUGGAAGUCAUCCUGCAUAACGUUAGGAUGUCCAGCGUCAUUUAGGCGAUCAAAAGUCGCCUAAGCACCCUGAAGUCCCUCUAGUGGCUGUCUGACAGCCACUACAGGAGAAAACCCUAGCAGGUAAUUAUUGCAGUUUAUUAAAAACUGCAAUAAUUAUCUGCUCAGGGUUAAGGGUGCUGGUACACUGUACCCAGACCAAUUCAAUAAGUUGGAGGGGUCUGGGUGCCUGUAGUGUCCUUUUUAAGCUGUAGUGGUUCUGGUGACUAUGAUGUCCCUUUAGAUCUUCAGAUCAUCUCUACACAAGAGCGCUACUUGAGCUGUAUGACUAAGAAUACGUUUGUAAGUUCUGUUUCAAUGUUUUUCAAAAUCAUUUUUGUUCCACCUAUAUUCAUGUAGAACCCACAAGGAUUUGGCUGGAGCUCUGUACCCACAAAUCUUACAAUCAUUGCAAAAAGUACUUGGAGAUCCUGUUCGACCCCUGUGCUCUCAUUAUGGAGCUGUGGUGGGAUUGAAUGCUUUAGGUUGGAUGGUAAGUUUUAAUGAUUAUCUGUGAUGCUAUGUAGUGAUCUGACCUGGGAGAUAAAAUGCUUAGUCUUAUUCUGUUGCCUGUAUAAAGGGGCACUCUAAGCAAUAAAACUACUGCUUGCUGUGGUUAUGUGACCUAGAGACUUCCGAAGCUUUCCACUGCUUAGUCAAACCAUUUAGUAAUGAUUUCACAAAAACUUUUCUUUAUAAUUAUGACCUAGGGAUCUUUGGGCACUACUAGUAAGUAAGUUUGUGUCAUAAGACACACUAAACGACAUAACCAUAAGCUAGCUGCAGUGUUUAUGCUCCUUAGUGUGUUUCCUUUAAAUGUGUCGGCAUACUUUAAUAUAAACUAUUUCUUAUCUAAUAUGACAUAUAUUCAAAAAUACAUGGUGAAUAGAGAGGGGUCUUAUUAUUGCCUAUAGGAUUAAUUCUCGUACAAACCCAUAUUUAGAUUUUUGUUUGUUGAAUACAUUGUGCCCAAUCUAGUGGUAAUGAUACAUGAGAUACACAGACACUGUCCCCAGUAAGGGAGCAAGCCAUUUAGUAACAUUGCCUCUUUACUUGGUACCAUUGAGUGCCAAGCCUCCUCUUAUGGCGUCUGAAUGACUUCCAGCUUCUGUAGAGCUGUAGGAGCAAGAUGCAGAUCCUAAUGGCCAUUCAUUGGAGAGUUUAUCUAGAACUAUGAAGGAGAAAUCUGCACAUUCCAGGCUGGCUAAUGAUACUGCUACAGUUGGUGUUACUCCAAAAAUCUUAAAUAACUAUGUACAGCAUUUCAUACUGAAACGCACAUACAGGUUUCUUGCACCAUGACUGUUAAAAAAAAUGAAGUGGUCAUGCUGCUUGGAGUAUCCCUUAAAAGAAGAAGAAAAAAAGGAAAGUAAUUUAAAUUCAUUCUUGGAUUCAAUAAUUUCAACAAACCCCUUAAUUGUUCUCAAGUGCCCAGUAACUGCCCAUUCUUUUUUAAGUUAAUGGACUGAAAGCCUUGAUUACUACUGGUUAUUAAACAAUUUGUGAGUAGUGGUGAACUGGAAUCUAAAUUUAGACUAAAAUAGCUAAGCAUAGACUAAAGCUGAGCUGGAGAUUUUUUUUCCUUAUCAGCUGUUUUGGCACAGAUAUCAAUGAAUAGCCAUGGUAGGACCUUUAUUUGUGAUAAAUGAUGUUGCAUCAUAGAGUUGGAAAACACUUACCGUAUAUACUAGAGUAUAAGUUGACCCGAAUAUAAGUCGAGACCCCUAAUUUUACCCCAAAAAACUGGGAAAACUUAUUGACUCGAGUAUGACUAGGGUGGGAAAUGCAGCAGCUACUGGUAAAUUUCUAAAUAAAAUUAGAUCCCCAAAAAAUUAUAUUAAUUGAAUAUUUAUUUAUUUUGUGUGUGUGUGUGUGUCAGUCUCAGAGCCUUGGUGGGUGGGCAUUUUUAUUAUUAUUUUAUUUUUUUUAUUACUAUUAUUUAUUUUUUUAUAUACCGUAUAUACUCGAGUAUAAGCCGACCCGAAUAUAAGCCGAGGCCCCUAAUUUUACCCCAAAAAGCUGGGAAAACUUAUUGACUCAAGUAUAAGACUAGGGUGGGAAAUGCAGCUACUGGUAAAUUUCUAAAUAAAAUUAGAUCCUAAAAAAAUUAUAUUAAUUGAAUAUUUAUUUACAGAGUGUGUAUAUAAUGAAUGCAGUGUGUAUGAGUGCAGUGUGUGUGUGUGUGUGUGUGUAUGAAUGCAGUGUGUGUAUGAGUGCAGUGUGUGUGUGUGUAUGAAUGCAGUGUGUGUGUGUGUGUAUGAAUGCAGUGUGUGUGUGUGUUGCAGAGCCUUGGUGGGGGGUGGGCAUUUUUAUUAUUUUUUUUUAAUUAUUUUAAUAAUGUUUUUGUUUUAUUAAUAUUUUGUUAUUAUUUUUUAUUUUAUUAUUAUUUUUAAUAAUAUUUAUUAUUUUAUUUUUUCGUCCCCCCUCCCUGCUUGUUAGAUGGCUGGGGAGGGGGGCUCUUCUUCCCUGGUGAUCCAGUGGCAUUGGCAGUUCAGUGGGGGCAAGAGGGGGGCUGGCAGAGCUGUUACUUACCUCUCCUGCAGCUCAUGUCAGCUCUCUCCUCCUCCGCGCCGGUCAUUGCAGCUCCUCUGUCAGCUCACACUGUAAGUCUCGCGAGAGCCGCACUAUGACCCCGCGGCUCUCGCAAGACUUACACUGGGAGCUGACCGAGGUGCUGACCGGACCGGCGCGGAGGAGGAGGGAGCUGACAGGAGAGGUAAGUAACAGCUCUGCCAGCCCCCAGUCUGUAUUAUGGCAAUGUAAAUUGCCAUAAUACAGACUGACUCGAGUAUAAGCCGAGUUGGGGUUUUCCAGCACAAAAAAUGUGCUGAAAAACUCGGCUUAUACUCGAGUAUAUACGGUAUAUUAUUUUUAUUUUAAUAUUAUUUAAAUUUUUUUGUUCCCCCCUCCCUGCUUGAUACAUAGCCAGGGAGGGGGCUCUCAUUCCCUGGUGGUCCAGUGAUGUGUACUGUGCAGGAGGGGGGCUGGCAGCGAGCUGUAACUUACCUUUCCUGUAGCUCUUGUCAGCUCCCUUCUCCUCCACUGUAAGUCUUGCGGUCUGAGUGCCACGCGUCUUCACGGUAACCCAUGGCAACGCUCUGACCCGCUGCUCUCACGAGACUUACAGUGGAGGUGAAGGGAGCUACAGGAAAGGUAAGUAACCGCUUGCUGCCAGCCCCCAACAGGACCGCCGGGCUGGUAAUGAGCACGGCGGUCCUGGUCUUUAUACAGACAUUAACUCGAGUAUAAGCCGAGUGGGGGGUUUUCAGCACAAAAAAUGUGCCGAAAAACUCGACUUAUACUCGAGUAUAUACGGUAAAUGGAAACUGUCAGGACUUACCUGGCCCUCUGCAAUUUAAUUAAAGAGGUGAGUGAAGCCUCAUUGCCAGCGUCUGAACAGUGACAUCACAUCACUCUCUUCCAAUACUCCCGCCGGCUAGGGAGUUACCAUAGCAACCAAUGUGCCUGUCCUGUGUGUCCUCUGCUCUUCAUGAUUCCUGCUUUUUGAGUGUCUGCCGAGGAAUUGAGCGUAAGAUGGAAGAAACACUUAUUUUUAAAUGGGGUUUUUCUCCGUAUCCAUUAAUUUGCUAGAACAAUGUAUUGAUGGAAUUUCAUUCUCUUUUUAAAAAAAAAAGCUAAAGUUAAGUUUAUGAUAACAUAGUGCCUUUAAUAUAGUAUCAUCUCACACUUCUUUAUCUUAGGCUGUGGAACAAGUGUUGUAUCCUUUACUACCCACAUAUUGGUCAGGCCUGCAGACAGUUUUGGAUGACCAUUCCAUGUCGAAUGCACAAGUUAAGGCCGAUGGACAUAAAGUGUAUGGAGCCAUUUUGGUGAGUUUGUGUGGGGGUGAGGGGGAAGGUGACCAUAAAGGAAAAUGGAAAGGCUGCAGAUCACUAAAAGGCAGUGAUAAAAAUAGUUUAUAUAUGAUAUAUAGCCAAGAGAUAAUAUAUCGCAUGUACUUUUAAUACCCUCAGGUUGCUGUUGAACGUUUACUCAAGAUGAAAGCCCGCUGUUGUGACGAAGUCCUCAACACCCCAUCUCAACUUGCACCUGACCCUUCCAUUUCUUCUUCCCCAUCGGUUCCUUUACUAGAGAUGUACCGUGAGCUGUACUGCUUCUUUGGCGACAGUUUGGCUGUACGCUUUGGCACUGGGGGAACACAAUCUCAUCAGGUGGGAGACACGCGAGGGCCUCAAGAGCCAAAAAAAGAAGGAAAUGUUGAAGGAGCACGUAAGAUGCCCCAGCUGACAGCUCAUGGGGAGGAAGAUAUAGUAAGUUUGGGUAGACAGACACAGCGUCCCCCUCAAAUUCCUCUAGCUUCUUGCCGCCCUCGAGGGUCUUCACGUCAACGCCCCCAAGGAGUGAGAGAGGCAUUUCAGAGGUGCAGGCUUACUCCCCGUGGAUCUCCUCGUUUUAAUUUUUUAAUUGGAGGAAGACAAGCUGGACGAGGAGGUGGAGGACGAAAGUUUCAAAGUGUCUUCCAACUGCACACUGGACCUGGAGCUUCUGCGUCACGCUAUGCACAAAAAUUACCUAUGAUAGGUAGGGUGGCAAAGGCUGGACGCAGGGGUGUGCAAGCAGAGUUGUCACUUUAUUUGCCACUAUGACACUGUUUGAAAUGUAACAUGUGAGAGAAACUUGCUUGGAGUUUUUUUUUUUUUUUUACUUUUUCUACCAAGUUUAAUUUUUGGAAACGAGGCACUGAAUUUGGGACACCUACCUUUAUUGUCACACUAUGUGUGAUUAUUUUUUUUUUUACUUAAAUGGUGCUUGUGCAUCAGUCUUUGGAUAGAACUGUAGAAGAAGCUGCAGUACUUCUGUGUUGUGUGUACUAGUGUGUUUAUGCUUGACUUUUUCUAUAAGAGAGACUGUUGCAAAUAAGCAUAAAGUGUUAGACUGGAUUUUUUUUCUGUACAGACUGGAGACAGAUAUCUGAAUUACAAAUACAUUCAUUUAUAUAAAUUCUUUAUCUUCUCCUUUGUACCUUUCUUUUGCCAUGACAUAAUGAAAAGGAAAUACAUAUAUGAAGAAAUUAAUCUUUACUGUAAACUGAUACAUAAAUAUGUAUACAUUAAGUUUGUGCAAAAAGUCACAAUUUCCGGUAGGCCCCUACUGUCAAAUCAAACAGCUUGGCAUUGGACACUUGUCCUUGUUUGUCCAGCAAGAAGUACAGUGGCCUUCCCUUGACCUUGAGCGGUAUCAUAGCUGGGACCUCAGAUCGAUGAGCCAUUGAAGAGAUGUGACGCAAAGGCACAGUAAAAGAUGAACCAAGACCAAACACACCAGCAGUGACAAGGGUUACCUUCUCUCCUCCACGAUGAAGGGUGACAGCACUGACAGAACGCCGAGAAAACAACAAGCCGGCUGCCAUUAUAAGUCCACCUAUUGAAUGAAAAAGAAUUGUUGAUUAGUGGGAAAAACAGUCUACAUCAGGCAUCUCAAACUUUGGUUUCCUAGCUGUUACUGAUUUACAACUCCCAUGACCCUUUUGGCCAUCUACUGCAUUCAAAUAAUUCUGGAAGGCCAUUGACAACUGGGGGAGUUUAGAUCCCUCGUCUAACUCAAUGUGACCCUGCACUUUAAUGGAAAUAAUAGUACAGAUAAUAAGGUUCUUUCAGUGCAACAACCUCUAUAAAAUGCAUGCUGCAAUAUUUGUAG